Messenger RNA from Schistosoma haematobium, 4399 nucleotides. RefSeq lists its product as uncharacterized. NCBI's taxonomy places the organism in Eukaryota, Metazoa, Platyhelminthes, Trematoda, Strigeidida, Schistosomatidae. The transcript is spliced from 2 exons. The record is from RefSeq and is a predicted model, not a curated record. Gene Ontology annotation, cellular component: membrane. The coding region runs from base 395 to 2968 and encodes 857 amino acids.
AAUUGUCAAGUCUAAUAUGAUAUUACAUAAUCAUAAUCAAAAUAAUAUGUCUACUAUUUAUAUGAUUCAUAAUGAUACAUUAUUAUUACAUAAUGAUCAUUUACAAAAUGAAUCUUUUAUAUUAGAUCAAUUCAAUCAUAAAUCUAAUGAACCUGAUCCUGAUCCGGAUCCUGAUCAUAAUCAUAAUGAACAAUGGUAUUUUCAUUUUGAUAUGUUUAUUAUUACAUUUUUAGGUUUUAGUUCAUUUUGUGCAAAUAUUGGUUUAUUAUAUUUAGAUAGACGAGCUAAACCAUCAUGUACAACAAAUAAUUCAAGUUUUUCUAAUAAUUUCAUAACAAUUAAUACUACUAAUAACAAUACUACUAAUAGUAAUAAUAGUAGUACUAAUUUUCCUAUGCAUAAUAUCGCUAGUAAUAAUAAUCUAAAAUGUUCAUCAUUCAACUUUCUAUAUAAAAAAUGGUCACAUAAAAGAAAUUCUCAUGGAUCUAAUGGUUUACUAUCUAAUCAGUCACCAAUAAUAACAAUACCAAAUGAGACAAUGAAUAAAAUGACCAUUCCAAAUACAACUACAACAAUAUCAUCAUCAACAAAACGUUCAUUUUCUGUAUCAAAUCCUCCAUUAAAUAAAUAUCCAUCAUCAAUUAGUUUAUUGAAAUUUAAUCAUCAUCCUUAUCAUCAUGGUUCAAUUCAUUAUCAUACACCACGUAGUCGUAGACAACGUCGUUAUUUAAGAGGUUUACUUGGUUUAUCUAUAAGUAAUUUAAGUUUAUCUAUAUGUUUACUUAGUUGGUGUAUAUGUCAAAUUAUUAUAUAUAAUAUUAAUGAACAAUAUUAUAUAUUAAAUGCAUGGUUAACAAUUAUAUCAUUAAUUAAUAUAUGGACUAUAGAUAUUGCACAAACAUUAGAAAUUGGUGCCAUUUUAUGGAUUGCAUUAGAACGUACACUUGGUAUACAUUGGCCUAGUGAAAUACAAACUAUGAAUAACAAUAAUAAUAAUAAUAAUAAUAAUAAUAAUACAAAACUUUCAAUGAAAUGUAAUCUAAUCCAAUGUAAAUUUUCAUUGUUAAAAAAUAUUCUUAAAAAAUGUAGAUUACAUAAUCAUUUUAAUUCUUCUUCUUCUUCUUCUUCUCCUUCUUGUUGUCGUUGUACACCUUUAUUCAUGAAUCUAUCAUCAUCAUCAUCAGUCUCAGCAACAACAUCACCCUUAGCAACAACAACAAAUAAAAAAUAUCGUGAAAAACAAAAAUCAAUAAUUUGGUUUCUUCGUGUUAUUUUAUGUUUAUUACCAUUAAUUUUAUUUAUAUUAGCAUCAAUUUAUAGUUUAAUGAAUAUAAUACAACAAAUUAAAAAACAUAAAUUAUUAUAUCAUCAACAAUUACAACAUGAAAUACAACAACCCCAACCCCAAACCCAACCCCAACAACAACAAUAUCAAAUUGAUAUUAUAUCAAAACUGAAAACUACUUAUAUUACACAUAAUAGUAGUAUAAAUAAUGAUCAUCAUCAUAAUAAUAGUUAUAUACAAUAUUUUAAUUCAUUAGUAGUAUAUAAUUAUUAUAUCUAUGUUACUAAUAAUUUCUUUACUAAAAAGCAUACAUACUUAUUCUUACAUAAAAUUCAUAUUAAAUAUCAAACUUAUAUGUAUUAUACUAAAUCUAUUAUACCAGCAUUAAUCAUUGGACAAUUUUUAGCACCAUUAGCGAUUUUAAUUACAACAAAUUUAUUGAUUUAUCAAAAAGUAUCAUCAAGAGAUAAACGAUUUUUCUCUAGACAAUCAAGUAAUACUAGUAAAUCAUCAUUUAUAUCUGGUACAUCGAUUUCAUCAAUUAAUUCACCAAGUCAAAGAAAAUUAACUACAACAACUAUUAAUUUUCCAAUACCAUUAUUACGUGUACUUGAAAGUAGUAAUCAAGAUAUUCGAAUUAAUUUUGACGACGACAACAAUACUACUACUACUACUAAUAAUAAUGAUAAUACAUCUGAAGAGUAUAGUACAAUAAUCAAUAAACCUUUAAAUGAUCACUUAGAAACUAAACAAUCAAUAUCGAAUUUAAAAAAUCAAAAACAAAAUACACUUUUAGUUCCUUUUAUUGAUUUAAAUGAGAAUAGUUUUCAAUAUUCAUCGAUUAAAAAUUUAUCGAAUAGUCCUCCUCCCCCUCUUCCUCCUCCUCCUCCUCCUACUACUACCAUGACAACUAAUUCAUCAUUAUAUCAUAGAAAUAAUAGUAGUAUUGAUAAUAAUCAAAAAUAUUUAUUUAAUGAACGAAGAAAUAGUAUUUCAGUUAUUCAAUCCUAUAAUCAAUUGUAUGAGAAUAAUUCUAAUAUAACAUUAACAUCUAAACGAUUACUGACUACUACUACUACUAAUACUACUAAUAAUACUACUCAUAAUAAUUGUCAACUGACAACAUCAACAGCAACUUCACCACCACCACCACCACCACCAUCAUCAUCAUCAUCCUCAUCAUCCACAACAACAACAACAACAACAACAUCAUCAUCAUCAUCCUAUCGAUUCAAUGAAUCAAAUAUUAAAUUAUCUACAAUGUAUACAAUACAAAAACGUCGUAAAAGUAGUAAUGAUAUAUUGAAUUUAUUAUUUCAAUCACGUACAACAGAUAUGAUGAAUACAAAAUCUACUACUGAUGAAUCUAUAUUAAUACAAGUAUUAAGACGACAACAUAAACGUACAUUACGUAUAUUAAUUAUAUUAUUAUUAUUAUUUAUUAUAUGUCGUGGACCAAGAUCAUUUAUAUUAAUUAUACAAUGGUUACAAUAUUAUACUUAUUAUAAAAAUCAAUAUCAAUCUUAUUUAUAUACAUGGUUACAAUAUACAAGUAUAUUUUCUUAUUCUAGUGCAAUAUUAGAUACAAUUCUAUAUGGAUUUUGGGGUAAUCGUAUUUAUCGAUUAUAUAUUAAACAUUUAUAUACACAUUGUGCCUUAUAUAAAUGUUGUAUUAAUCAAUAAAAAUUGAUUAUGUAAUCAUUAAGGAAAUGAUUACAUAUUGAUCUUUUCUAUUGUUUAUUCUAUUUUAUAAAGAAAAAAAUAUUAUUCAUAAAGAUGUUUGAAUAGGUCGCCUACUAGCACUUGUCAUUCAAUCCUGUCUUGAUUGAUUACAUAACGCCUGGUUUUUUUUUUCUCGUGAAGGAGCAUAAGCCUCUCAUCAAUAUUCUUCAUCUAAAUCUAUUCUGAGAAAUCCUUCCUAGCUCUUUUCAAUUGUUAUUCAUCUUUUUCAUAUCUGAUUCUAUUUCUCGAUGUAAUGUGUUCUUUGGCAUUCCUUUUUUCCUCUUCCAUUUCAGGAUUCCAAAUUAGUGUUUGUAUCGUGAUGCAGUUUAGUGAUUUGUGUAAUGUAUGUCUUAUCCAUUUCCAUCGUCUUUUCCUAAUUUCUUCUUCAGCUGGAAGUUGGUUUGUUCUCUCCCAGAGAAGGCUGUUACUGAUGGUAUCCGGUCAAUGGAUGUUGAGUAUCUUGCGUAGAAAACUAGUUAUGAAUACUUUCACCUUCUUGAUGAUGGUUGUUGUAGUUCUCCAGGUUUCAGCUCUUUACAGUAGAACUGCCAUGACGUUGGUAUUGAAGAUUGUGACUUUGAUAUUGGUUGACAGAAAGUUGUUUUUCUUUUUUCUAUAUUUAUUUCAUUAGAUUAUACUCUCUGAAUAAUAUCUUCACACCUUAAUCUUUCCGAUGACUGUUUAUACUUUUACUAUCUCUAUCAUUAUGAGAUUUGAAUUGACAAUUGUAUCUCUGUAUUAAUAUGGUAUGACAACUCAAACCGAUGUACGUACAUACAAAGUUCUACAUUGUUACUAACUGAUUAACUGAUUCAUAAAUAUAUGUAAACAUCUAUCAUUAUCUAUUAUCAACUAAUUCAUUCUUUAUAAUAUCUUCUUUGUCUCUUUCAUCAACCCGUCCCUCUCCCUCUUUCACACACACACACACACACACACACCCAUAAACACACGUUUGUAACUAGUCAUUAUACUGCGAAAUUUCACAAUAUAGUACAAUUUCUAAAGUUACAUAUAUCAUUCUUAUUAUUACUAUUACUGUUAUUACAAGCCAGAGAAUAGACACUGAGGUAUAUAUUGUUGAAUAUAAAUGAAAAGGUCAUGUCGAUUUUUUUCCUUUUUGUCACUUUUCUCUCUUUUGUUUUUCUUUUUCUUUUCUUUUUCACAUUUCUUUAUUAAAGUCAAAAUACAUUGAUUAGUUGAUUGAUAAUGUUUUAUUUACUGUUCUGUUUAUGGUUAUGUUCAACUUGUUACGAAAAGAAAAGAAAAGAAAGGAAGAAAGAAAAAAAGAGAGAGGAAAGAAAUUGAGUAAAAGUGUAAUAUGAAAAUUGAUUUGAGCAAAUUUUUAAAUUAACCACAUAAUUUUCAAAGUGAAUUUGCGCCCCACCCCACCCC